This is a messenger RNA of Camellia sinensis, 900 nucleotides long. Lineage: Eukaryota; Viridiplantae; Streptophyta; Magnoliopsida; Ericales; Theaceae. The record is from RefSeq and is a predicted model, not a curated record.
AUGAUUGAGGACAAGCCAGUCAGAGCCAGUGAUAGUGCUACUGAUAUUGAGGUCGGCGUUGCCUUCUCCACUACGUUGCUCCUUCCCAAUGACCUUAACCAUAUGGCCGAGGUCAACGAAUAUGAAAAUUUCGCUCUUGUGGCUAAGGACAUGAAGAAGGAGCUGGUCCACAAGACCAAGGAAGCUACUGGCUUGCUUAAGUCUUUAAAUAAUACCGAGGCCAAAAUGAAAUCCUUGUUAGAUCAAGCCAAAGCAGCUAAACAAGCCCAAGAUCAAGCCGAGGAAAGGGCAGGUACUGCAGAGGCUGUUGUUGAGAUUCUCAAAGCCGAAAUAAAAGAGGCCGAAGUAAAAAUUACCGAAGCCCAAGCAGAGCUUCGAAGUGCCCUGGCCACAAAAGAAGCCGAAAUCAAAGCGGCAGACGAGAAAGCUUAUGUCAAAAGAGCAGCCGAUGUCCGCAAGGAGUACAAGAAACAAGUCAGACAGGCAUGCAACAAGGGUUACACCCUUGGUUGGAUGGCUACUCUGAAGGAAUUGGCUGUCGUCGAGGACUCUCCCCUCAGAGAUGAAGGCCGACUUGUGGUGUCAUUCCCCCCUGCUUUAAGCCAAUCUGAGGCUAAAGGGAAAGAAGGAGAAGCAGUAGAUGAAGCAGAAGAAGAAGACGAAGAGGCCGAAGUGGAAGUCGACGCUGAAGGUUCUGCUGUGGCCAAGUCCCUAACUCUGAAUGAGCAAGUCCUGGACUUGACCCAGGAUGAGGAGGACGAGGUCCAAAAGACCACUUCUGAAGCCGAGGUCGAGAUUUCCAGUAAGAGCCUAGAUGACACACUGCGUGAGAUUGAUGCCGAGGUAGAGGCCGAUAAGAGUGUAACACCACCAGCCGAUGAAGCCAAUCUUAGUACUUAG